AUGGCUGAUCCCGCUUGCUCAACAAUCGAAGAGCAGCUCACUUGCUCUAUCUGUUUGGAUUUGUUCAGAUCUCCAGUGACUACAUCUUGUGGACAUAACUUUUGUAAAGACUGCCUUGAGCAUUUUUGGGAAAUGAUCCAUAUUCACAGCUGCCCGCAAUGUAGAGAAACCUUCGACCCGGAUCUACCUCUGCAGAAGAACGCGGCUUUAAAUGGCUUAGUGGAAAAGUGGAAAAAGGACAUCACAGAGACACAGAAAACUGAGUGCAAAGCUGAACAAGAAACCGACGAGAAACAAAACUGCCAGACGGGGUGCGAGGAGAAGCAGGCUGAACUGCGACGAGGUGAGGGCUGUCAACAAGAGUUGGCUUGUAAACCGCAGGAGGAAAAUGAGGAGAGAAGAAACGCUGAGUUAGAAAGUGAGAACACAAUCAAAGACGAGCAAGCAGACAAUCCUCUCGUUGAUCCUGAUGAAGUUCUCUGCGAUUCCUGCAUUGACAAGAAAUUAAAAGCUGCAAAGUCUUGUCUGACCUGUAUGGUUUCAUACUGCGAAGCUCAUCUGAGACCUCACCUUGAAAACACUGCCUUCAAGAAUCACAAGCUGAUCAACCCCAUGAAAGACAUCGAACAGGGAAAAUGCUGUCUGCAUGACCAGUAUUUGGAGUUCUUCUGUAAAAAUGAUCAGAGCUGUGUCUGUAAGGAAUGCACGCUGGACAAGCAUGCAUAUCACGAAAUAAUUCCUGUUGCAAGGGCAAAGGCCGAAAAAGAGAAUGAACUCCGGGAAGCAAAACUUAAAAUUGACAAGAAAAUUAAUGUUGCAAAGAAUGCAAUUGAGAAACUACAGAAUAACUCCUCCUCCAUUGUAAAUUCAGUGUCAGAGGUGAAACCCAACAUUGAAAGACAGUUCAGUGACCUCAUGGAAGCUGUCCAAAAUGCUCAGAAAGAGGUGCUCAAAUUUUUGGAGAACGAGCAGUGUGCUUCGCUGAAGCAGGCAGAUGGAAUUCGCGUUCACCUGGAACAGAAGUGUGCUGAGCUGCAAAGGACAAAGGACCAGGUUGAAGCACUGAUGAAGCAGAGGAACACAGUGCAGUUUUUACAGGAAUUUUGUGAAUGGAAGAAAGAUGUGCCAGAUGAUAAGCUGCCUAGUGUAUACAUUGGACUGAUAGACAAACUUGCUGGAAUUAGUGCGGCUGUUUCAGAAUCGACAGAGACCAUCUUAGAGUUGCUACAGACCUCCUACAAAGAGAAACUAAAGGAAUUUGCAAGAGAAGAUAAACUGGGAUUUAAAACAACAGUUGCUGUGAUUCGUGGUUCAAAACGCUGCCUUACAAAAAAACAACCAAAAACAAGAAAUGAAUUUCUAAAAUAUGCUGCAACACUGGUGUUUGACCCAAAUACGGCUCACAGGUAUCUUCGCUUGGUGAACAACAACUGCAAAGUCUCCAACACCUGCCCAUGGCUCCAGCCCUACCCCGACCACCCAGAGAGGUUUGAACACUGGCGGCAGGUGUUGUGCACAGAGAGCUUUUACAUGGUCCGAUGCUACUGGGAAGUGGAGAUCCACGCAGAAGGAACUUACAUUGGCAUGACUUACAAAAGCAUUGACAGGAAAGGAGCUGAGAGCAAUGGCUGCAUCACAGGGAAUGACUUUUCCUGGUGCAUACAGUGGACGGGCAAGGAAUUCUCAGUUUGGCAUGGUGACGUGGAAGUGCCAGGGAAGGCUGAGAAGUUUAGCCGGAUAGGAGUAUAUCUGGACUAUCAAAACAGGGUUCUGUCAUUUUAUGGAGUGGCAGACACCAUGGUCUUGAUACAUAAAUUUGAAUCUUCAUUCACAGAACCACUAUAUCCUGCAUUUUAUCUUCCCAAGAAAGAAGCAUCAGUUUCUCUGGGUGUACUUGAAGAAGAUGCAUUGAAAAUUGAAACUGAAUAAGAUCAUCUUUGAGACUGUAUGGAACACUGUAGUGCUGUUUAUUGGUGAUAUUACAGGCUGUGUUCAAGUCCAUGUUGAAGGUUCUCAUUCACCUAAUAAGUGUGAUGAGUGAUGGGGAAGUGUAAAAGGCCAUCAAGUCAGUUUGCCACAAAUGACAGGUAUGAAAACACAUUCUUGAUACUUGGGCCCCUGAUGAUCUGGUUUUUUUUUGUUUAACAUGAAACAUGAAAGUCUGAAGGUAAGAUAAAUUGAAUAGGAAGCAGUAGUAGGCCACUCACACUUUGAGGCUGUUCUGCCUGAUGCAUCAUCUUCAUAAAACACCUCAGUUCUAUAUAUUUAACCCUAACCUUAAUGCUGCAUCAGCUGAUAUGUUAUGUACCACCAGGGCUAACUUGAUUUUUGUGCUUUUUGUUAUGGUUUGUAACUCCAAAACAUUAAACUAAUUUAAAAGGAAAAGACAGAGAUUCUGAAAUGCGAACCUAACUUAGUUUUUACUUUUAAGUUUUUACUUUAGGCAUGCACAAGUCAUGUGGUAACGUCAUUACGCAAUUCACGUAUUUUUACGUAUAAUCCAUAAUAAAUUACAUGAACAAAUAAGGAAUGCUUAAUCAACAGCAUACUUACAUUACUCAAAUAUUACUGAAAUAUUAAAUAUACAACACUCCUCCCUGCUUAGUUAUAAACUCCAACUCAAUGCAGAAUGCAUCUCAACUAUAUAUAUAGUAUGCUAUCUAAUAUAACCACCAUACAGACAUUCACAGCUUAGUAAGUCUUUAAAUUGUCACAUUCAGGUCUAAAGAUUUAAAUGCUGUGGAGGCUUUCUUACUCUUGUGGGAUAACGCAUUUCUUGACAAGGGAUACAACUUUGCUUUGUGGCUAGGAAACAAUCUCAGAUUCUAGGGCCUCCUUGUGGUGGUUGUCAGAGUUGACUCUGGGACUACUGGAGUGGUUCUGACAGCAUCAUGAUGCAUGCAAUCCAUGUUAUUUUUACAUAUAACCCAUAAUGAAUUAGCUUAACAAAUAAUGAAAGCUUAAUCAACAGCAUAUUUACAAUAUUACUCAAAUAUUACUGAAAUAUUAAAUACACAACACUUUCUACUUUUGAUUCAUAGAAAAGAAAAUAUUGAUAAAGAAACACAGCACUUGAUACUUGUCAAAUCAGUGUUUCCAUUUUCUUACUUGGAGAUACAGUUUGCUUUGUCUCAGCAGUUUUAUAAUGAUAAUUUUGAAAUAGUUAGACAGUCUAACAUCAACAUAAUGAUUUUUCCCAGUUUCUUCAUCAAUAUUUUGCUUUUCUAUUUAUCAAAUGUAGAAAGCACAAAAAAAAACAAGUUAGCUCUGGUGAUACAUAAUGUAUCAGUUCAUUCAGCAGGAUUCACUAUAUACCACUGUGGUGCUUAAAACCUGGGUGACCUUCCAAUCUACAGCCUAGGGAAAGCAGGACCACUGUAGCAGCCCCGAUAUCCACUGAAUACUUGCUGGAUAAGUACAAUAACUAUUGGAGGCAUUGGUACAUGCAAAUGAAUCCUUGUUGAAAUUUUAUAAAAUGUCUAAUAUUUUUUGUAAAAUGAUCUGUCCUCAAAUGUCCCAGUAAGCUUGUGCUAAUUUGAUGCAUGAUUGGGGUGGGAAAGCUGAGUUAGGUAAUGUUAAUCUCAUCUUUGAUUUUGUUUCCUCAAUCACUCAGUGAACUUCUUAUCAAUCUUUCAACCAUCAAAAUCAGGAAGGAAGCCUUUCAGAACUCAUCGACCCCCAAAUGAGAAGCACAUGUGGGUUUGCUGAGGCUGUAAAAUCUGGCAUUUUUGAUAAAUUAUCUUUUUUGACAAACAGAUAGGAAAAAGGGCUGAAUAAUAAAUUGUGGAGAAAUAAAAGUCAAGGAAUGCUUUUAAUUAGCAGAUUUAAACCCUGCAUAGAAGCAGCCUUUGAACUAACAGUACGAUCAGCAUCAAAACAUGGUGGUAAUGAAUUUAAACCACUGGAUAUCAACAUCUUUCUCCCCAGAUUCCUUUCUCCUUUAACUAAGAUAACAACACAAUUAAAAUCAGUAACUGUAAGGUUUGCUUGUUAAAGACUAUCUUUAGAUUGUUAUCCUGCUUAAAAUAAUUAUGAUUUCUUGAAGGGUAACUAUGUGCACUGCAUGCAAACAAUUAAAUUGCUGGAGAAACUUGGUGUGUCAAGCAGCAUCUAUAGACAUAAAGGGAUGGUUGACAUUUCAGGUCAUAACCCAACAUUAGUACUGAGAACAAAGAGGGAAGAUAGCCAGUAUACUGAGGUGAGAUUGAAACAGAGAUGAUACAGAGGCGACAAGGUGAAAUUGAAACAGAGAGGUGAACGUGGAAGGUGAGCAUCCACCUUUUGAUUGCUGGGAGAUGGCUCUGCUAUCGGAGAGAGGAGAGGCUGCCACUGGGCCUUGAGAAUGUUAGCCAGGUUUUCUGCGUUUUGGAUGUGGACUUGGACUCUAGAGUUUCUUUUUCAGGAUUAUAGUUUUUAUACUCUGAUUCCCUCCCCCCCCCCCACCGAUCUUUCAAGUUUCUUUUGUGCGGGAGAGGGGAUUUGGGGGUUGAUGUGCCUGCUCUGUUUUUGUUAAUUUUUUUUGUGCAUGGAAAAGGGAUUCGGGGAGGGUGUUAGUGAUCACACUGCCGUACUUUUCUUUCUUGGUUUCAUGGCUAUCUGGAGAAGAAGAAUUUCAGAGUUGUAUACUUUGAUAAUAAAUGAACUUCUGAAUUUUUGAGAAUGGGGGGGUGAGACGGUUGUGGGUAGAUAAUAAGUGAAACACGGUGAUGUGGGAGAUGAUGGGUAGAUGGAGAUAGGUAGUUGGGGGUAGUUUAGAGACUGGUGAUAGGAGUAGACAGAUAAGAAAAAGAGUUAGCAGACAGAGUCAGGUGGUUGGGAGGUGGGAAGGAGGUGGGGUUGGUGUGGAAAAUAGAGCUGGAAAAUGCCAAGUGAAAACAGUCAGGAGAGGAAUAAUGGGCAGAUUGGAACUAGAUGGGGGAAGAGUUAGGAAUGGUAGGUGGGGGAGAAGAAACCCAUGUGGAUGAUGGCCAGAUGGAAAUUGGAAAGGUGAAUAAUGGGAGAAAGAACCUCAGUGGGUCAGAAGGAUGGGAAAAUAACGCAGUUGAUGUGGGAUACCUGAAAUUUCAAAAUUCUAAGUUCAUACCCAUAUGCUGCUGUCUACUCAAAUGAAUGUUGUUCUUUUAAGUGCAUGUGUACUGCAUAGUUGAUAUUCACAUCGUUCCAGACCAAAUUCCACGUAGAAUGUUACAACAUGAAAUUUAAAGUUUUAUUGAACUUUAAGAAGAAUCAGCUCUUAACUGACAGUUAUUUAUCUGAUUAUUUAACAACUAUAUUCACUGAGUAAUUUUCAUCACAUAAACCUGUCUGAUAAAUGAGUAUUUUGGAAUUUAAAAGUACUCUAAAAAGAGAUGGGGCAAUAUCAUUGAGCUUUGCUGGUGUUUAAACACCCAGAAGUCCCAGCAUUUUACUCGUGUGCUUCUCCGGCCGGAAUUCAGGGAUUCACCACAUGAUGGCGUUGUGCCCUCGGUCAUGCUACCCAAAGGUGAACCUGUGCUUACUGGAAACGAAUCAACUUUCUGACAUUGAACCAGCAUUAUACUGCCUGACCCACAGAGCUCAAUGAGGAUUCUAACCUGUGAACUCAAAG
Messenger RNA from Hypanus sabinus (Atlantic stingray), 5587 nucleotides. RefSeq names its product tripartite motif-containing protein 16-like protein. The record is from RefSeq and is a predicted model, not a curated record. NCBI's taxonomy places the organism in Eukaryota, Metazoa, Chordata, Chondrichthyes, Myliobatiformes, Dasyatidae. The coding region runs from base 1 to 1929 and encodes 642 amino acids. The transcript is spliced from 6 exons. Gene Ontology annotation, molecular function: zinc ion binding; protein binding.